Molecule: messenger RNA, 1803 nt
Organism: Lobosporangium transversale
Lineage: Eukaryota; Fungi; Mortierellomycota; Mortierellomycetes; Mortierellales; Mortierellaceae
Product: Sec1-like protein
Exons: 6
Coding region: 1-1803 (600 amino acids)
Biological process (GO): intracellular protein transport; endoplasmic reticulum to Golgi vesicle-mediated transport
Cellular component (GO): cytosol; Golgi membrane
Molecular function (GO): syntaxin binding
Source: RefSeq, a predicted model, not a curated record
AUGGCAUCUGAUGUAGAGUGGAAGGUUUUAAUUUUUGACGCCUUUGGUCGCGACGUCAUCUCCUCGGUUCUUCGUGUUAAUGACCUUCGUGAGAACGGUGUCACUGUUCAUAUGCAAAACGAGCGGCAGCCUAUUCCUGAUGUCCCUGCUGUCUAUUUCGUGGAGCCAACCUCUGAAAAUAUACGCAAGAUUAGCGAGGAUCUCUCGAACCAUCUUUACGACUCUUACUACAUCAACUUCUCUACAGUAAUACCACGACCACUUAUGGAGGAGUUUGCUGCUUCAACAAUCCCUAGUGGGAACUCAUCAUUGAUCCAACAAGUCUACGAUCAGCAUUUGAACUUCAUUUGCACAGAACCCAACAUGUUCUCACUCAAUGACCGACAAUCUUACUUGGCCUUAAAUGACCCAACAGCGCCUGAGACAGCAAUCGAGGCCUCAAUUGAUAAGGCAGCCAGCGCUCUAUUCUCUGUUCUAGCUACCAUGGGCGUUAUCCCCAUCAUUCGCUGCCCCAGGCGCGGUGCAGCAGAGAUGUUGGCCAAGAAGCUCGACAGUCGUUUGAGAGAUCAUGUCAUGAAUAGCAGGAACAAUUUGUUCUCGGACUCCAACACUAUGAAUUUCCAACGCCCCGUACUUGUUAUUUUAGAUCGUAAUAUGGACCUAGUUCCUAUCCUCAGUCACUCGUGGACUUACCAGGCACUAGUGCAUGAGGUCAUGGACAUGAAGCUGAAUGAAAUCGUAGUCCAGACGGAGGAGAAUGGUCGUGUAGUCAAGAAGAAGUAUGAUAUUGAUGCUAAGGAUUUCUUCUGGAAUAAGAAUGCGUCAGCACCUUUCCCCCAGGUCGCUGAGGAAAUCGACAGUGAGUUGACAAAAUACAAGAAAGAUGCUGCAGUGAUAUCACAAAUGACUGGUGUCAACAAUUUGGACGAUGUCAAUCAACUAGACUUCUCAUCAGGCGCAAAGCACUUGAAGACUGCCAUCACAGCCCUUCCGGAACUCACAGCUAGAAAAGCAACAUUGGAUAUGCACAUGAAUAUUGCGACUGGAUUGUUGCAGGGGAUCAAAGAACGACAACUGGACACUCUGUUCCAAAUGGAAGACUCAAUCACCAAGCAGACAAAAGCGAGCAUUCUCGAGGCCAUUAAUGAUCCAGAAAAAAAAGUUGCUGAAGAUAAGAUGCGUCUUUUCUUAAUUUACUAUCUUUCGGUUCAGGAGGACAUUCCUAAUGACGUUAUGCAAGAAUAUGAGGAUGCAUUGGUGAAAGCUGGAUGUGACCUUGCACCGUUGAGAUAUAUCAAAGGAAUUCGUGCGUACAUCCGUAUGACGAACAUGACACAGCAGCAGCCUCAGAGUUUUGGUCGCCCUGAUUACCUUUUGAAUCGUCUUGGUACUAUUGGUAACAAGCUUUCUGACCAUCUCGGUUCCGGUGGGUUGGGUGGUGGAUUUGAAAACCUUUUGGCAGGUGUGAAAAAUUUCCUUCCGGCCAAGAAGGAUCUACCAAUGACUCGAAUUGUCGAGUCAAUUAUGGAGCCUGGUGGGGGUACUAAUGAAACGAAUGAGGAUUUUCUUUACUUUGAUCCUAAAGUCAGUCGAGCAUCCAAUGCCAAGAUGCCGCGUACGAAGACGCCGUUCCAAGAAGCGAUUGUGUUUGUGGUGGGUGGUGGUAACUAUGUAGAGUAUCAGAAUCUGAACGAAUACGCACAACGCCAGACAAUCAAGAAAAAGAUCACGUAUGGAUCCACAGAAGUACUGAGUCCCAAGGAGUUCCUGCAGCAACUGGCUGUCCUUGGCAAGGAGCAAUAA